Cicer arietinum (chickpea) is the source of this 1312-nucleotide messenger RNA. RefSeq lists its product as uncharacterized. Gene Ontology annotation, cellular component: mitochondrion. Gene Ontology annotation, biological process: mitochondrial respiratory chain complex I assembly. The record is from RefSeq and is a predicted model, not a curated record. Lineage: Eukaryota; Viridiplantae; Streptophyta; Magnoliopsida; Fabales; Fabaceae.
CACUUAAUUACAAUAACAUUUUAUUACGAUCGGCAACACAGUUUGAGAUAUUCAGAAAGAUUCCACGGCGGUGCAAGUGCAAUCGUCGGAGGCCACCCCAUAAACACCGAAUCAGCUUUGUUGCAGAUUGAUUUUCCCUUUCCUCUUUUAAUUUUUCUACCCUUUCCAAAUUUAUUGGCAACCAAACAGGUGUCACAGCUUCAUUUCCAUUUGGUGGAUUUUGCCGCGCCUCCAACCAUGGAAGCCACUGACAACUCAUCAGAAUCCACCAUUUCAAAUGGUUCUGAAAGACUACCUGGUAUGGUUAACUGGGGCACAGCAACUGUUAUUGCGGUAUUUGCAGGCAUGUUAUAUGGUGGUAGCAAGGAGGCAACUUCUUCUGUUAGCAAGGAUGCAGAAGUGAUGUUAAAACUUGGGAGCACAGAAGACAAACGAGAGCAAUAUCGAUUGAUGAGAGAUGCGAUGGAGAACCGGUUCAUUCGAGUUACACGAGGCGCACUAGUUGGAGGCGUACGACUUGGAAUGUUCACUGCUGCAUUUUAUAACAUACAAAAUCUACUUGCGGAGAAGCGAGGUGUUCAUGAUGUUUUAAAUGUUGUGGGAGCUGGAUCAGCCACUGCUUCAGCUUUUGGUUUAAUAUUGCCAGGAUCGUUCCGUUGGCGAGCUAGGAAUAUGGCACUAGGAUCGGUGCUGGGAGCAGCAUUUUGUUUUCCUCUUGGUUGGAUCCAUUUGAAGCUGGUAGAAAUAGCUAAUGAGGGGAAUCCGGCUGCACAUCCAAAUUCAGAUCAGAGAGAAGUAAAGAGUGGUGUUAGUGCUGCAAUUAAGAGGCUUGAAGGGAAUUUAAGUAAAUGAAAAAAGCUGUUGUUAGGUGUGAUACUUAUACCCUUCACACACCCCUUGUCAUUUUUAUUUUCUCAUAGAAGUGGUGUAAUAUUGUGUUGGACAACGUGGAAAGCACUUCAAAUGCUACUCAUCCUGUUCAUCCGAAAAUUAGUGCUAAUUCAGUAAUUUACUAGACCGUGUUUACUUCAGGUUUUUGCAGAUGAGAUUAUUAGGCCAUCUGUUAUAAUGCUAUCGUGCUUAUAGUCUUGGUCUUACAAGCAGUAUGCAUAUUUUUGGAGUGCUUCUGUUUUUGGAUUUCACAUAUUCUUGUGGCUCACAGUCAAAAAGAGAUGGAAAAAUCUAUUACUCCAGGCAUUAUGAGAAAGACAAUCAAUGCAAAAGCAGAUUGAGCAAUACACUUAGGGUGUUUGAAAGAACUUAAUUUUGUUUAUCUUAUAACUUUAUAAUAAUUUAAAGGCGUGUGUAAUAA